AUUGAAGCUGCUACUACAACUGAAACUGCCACAGCAACUGAAGCAACUACUACAACUGAAGCUGUUACUACUGAAGCUGUUACUAAAACUGAAACUUCUACUAUAACGAAUGCUGCUACAAAAACUGAAGCAGCUCCAACAACUGAUGAUGCUUCAACAUCUGAUGCGGCUACAACAACAGAAGCUGCUACUACAACUGAAUCUGCUACAACAACUGAUGCUGCUACAACAUCUGAAGUAGGUACAACAACUGAUGCUGCUACUACAACUGAAGCUGCUAUAACAAUUGAAGCAGCUACUACAACUGAAGCUGCUACUACAACUCAAACUGCUACAUUAACUGAAGCUGCUACAACAACUGAAGCUGCUACUACAACUGAAGUUGCUACUACAACUGAAGCUGCUACAACAACAGAAGCUGCCACAAAAAAAGAAGCUGUUACUAAAACUGAAGCGGCCACAGAAACUGAAGCAACUACUACAACUGAAGCGACAACAACUGAUGCUUUUACUACAACUGAAGCUGCUACAACAACUGAUGCUGCUGGAACAACUAAAGCUGCUACUACAACUGAAGCUGCUACAACAACAGAAGCUUCUACAAGAACAGAAGAUGCUACAAAAACAGAAGCUGCUACCACAACUGAAGCUUCUACAACAACCACAGCUGCUACAACAACUGAAGCUGCCGCAGCAACUGAAGCAGCUACUACAGCUACUAUAAUUGAUGCUACUACAACUAAAGCUCCCACUACAACUGAAGCUGCUACAACCUUUGAAGUUCCUACUAGAAUCGAAGUGGCUACUACAACUGAAGCUGAUACAACAACAGGAGCUGGUAAAACGACUAAAACAUUAACAGUGGAACAAACAUCUUUUGUUGAAAAAACAUCAACUGCUGAGCAGACUUCUAAUACUGAACAAACAUCUACUGUUCAGCAAACAUCUAGUGUUGAACAAACAUCUACUUCUGAACAAACAUCAACAGCUGAACAAACAUCAGCAGAUGAACAAACACCAACAGCUGAACAAACAUCAACAGCUGAACAAACAUCAACAGCUGAAAAAACAUCAACAGCUGAACAAACAUCAACAGCUGAGCGAACAUCACCAGAUGAGCAAACAUCAACAAAUGAGCAAACAUCAACAGCUGAACAAACAUCAACAGCUGAACAAACAUCAACAGAUGAACAAACACCAACAGCUGAACGAACAUCAACAGCUGAACAAACAUCAACAGCUGAACAAACAUCAACAGAUGAGCAAACAUCAACAGAUGAGCAAACAUCAACAAAUGAGCAAACAUCAAUAGCUGAACAAACAUUUACUGCUGAACAAACAUCAACAGCUGAACAAACAUCAACAGCUGGACAAACAUCAACAGAUGAACAAACACCAACAGCUGAACGAACAUCAACAGCUGAACAAACAUCAACAGCUGAACAAACAUCAACAGAUGAGCAAACAUCAACAGAUGAGCAAACAUCAACAGAUGAGCAAACAUCAACAGAUGAGCAAACAUCAACAGCUGAACAAACAUUUACUGCUGAACAAAUAUCAACUGAUGAAACAACAUAAUCCUAAGAAACUGCAGUUACUCCAACCAUUGAUUAUUUUGAAAGUGUUGUUGGAGAAGAUUUUCAAAUGGUAGAUUUUCUAGUCAUCAAAGAUGAAAUAUAUCAUGAAAUUAUCAGUUUACACCAUGUUUGAGAGAAUUAGAAGUAUAAGAAUAAAUUUGACCCAUCAUCAA
Molecule: messenger RNA, 1750 nt
Organism: Eurytemora carolleeae
Lineage: Eukaryota; Metazoa; Arthropoda; Copepoda; Calanoida; Temoridae
Product: platelet binding protein GspB
Exons: 1
Source: RefSeq, a predicted model, not a curated record